Molecule: messenger RNA, 4502 nt
Organism: Gigantopelta aegis
Lineage: Eukaryota; Metazoa; Mollusca; Gastropoda; Neomphalida; Peltospiridae
Product: molybdopterin synthase catalytic subunit-like
Exons: 6
Coding region: 248-727 (159 amino acids)
Biological process (GO): Mo-molybdopterin cofactor biosynthetic process
Cellular component (GO): cytosol
Molecular function (GO): molybdopterin synthase activity
Source: RefSeq, a predicted model, not a curated record
AGACGAAACAAGAUACGUUUUACGAUUGAUCAUAGGACAUUUCAUAUUUCUGUUAAUGGAGGAAGAUGCUUAUGUUCGUUUUGACACCUAUUUCUGAGAAUCUUGUGUUGUCACUAAACGAAGACUAUCUGGAACUAACUGACGAACCUCGCCAGCUGUUCCCAGGUGACGAGUUGGCCAUAAUUCCACCAAUAAGUGGAGGCUAGGUAACAUCGGAAACUUCACAUCCUGACAUUGCGUACCAAGUAUGAACCAUGUAGCGAUAAGUGAAACGAAACUGAGCAUUGAAAAGUUGACAUGUAUGGUGACUUCACCAGGAUGUGGUGCCGUAGCAUCAUUUAUGGGCACCACCCGUGACAACUUUGACAACAAGACUGUGGUGAAGCUGGAAUAUGAAGCGUAUGACGAAAUGGCGAAGAAGAAGAUGUUGGAGGUUUGCCAAGAAAUACGCAGUCAGUGGAAAGUGGAGAACAUCGCCAUCGAACACAGAAUAGGAGUUGUUCCUGUUGCUGAAUCUAGUAUCAUCAUUGCGGUAUCAUCAGCACACAGAUCAGAAUCCCUGGAAGCUGUCAGCUAUGCUAUUAAUAGAUUAAAAGAAGUCGUUCCAAUAUGGAAAAAGGAGGUGUAUGAGGAUGAAACAAGUGCAUGGAAACAAAACAAAGAAUGUUCAUGGAGUGAAGCACGGCUAGAAAAUGGAACCAAUGAAGGCACAAGUCCACUAGACUAACAGUGGAUCGACAUCAAGUUUUGAAAACAAAAGAUAUCGGGGAAUAAUGCAUCAUUGAAGAAUAUUUUAUGUCAAAUACAAAAGAAACCUUUACUCGAGUAAUGUUUUUUAGAGAAAUAUUUGAUAGGAAAUAAAAAAGAACAUACUGAGAAAUUUAUUGUUCUUUUAGAAUAUUUAAUAUGAAAUGUAAAAAAAAGAAAACAUACUGAGAAAUAUAUUAUUCCUAUGGAAUAUUUUACAAAAUGCUAAACAUACUGAGUAAGGUAUUAUAGAAAAGAACAUUUUGCAGAAUGUACUAUUUUUUUAGAAUAUUUGAAAUUUUUAUUUUUUAAGUUAAUUGCUUGUCAGACUUUAUAAAAAUAUAGGAGAAAAUAUAAUUCUUUUUAAUGUAACACAUUUUGACAUGUUUUUAAAUUUUCAAAAUUUGAUUUGCAUAAUUAUAAUGGAAUUGUUUUAUUCAGACAUUUGCAUCUAAAUGGAUUUUAUUUCCUAUAUAUUAUAAGAACAUUAAAUGGCUGAUAUUAUGAAAGAUAUUUAUCCCGGAGUGUGAUAUAAUUUGGUAAAAGCUGUGCAUAUUUAAUAAUUUAUGAUAAAAAUGCAGAUUUUUUAGCAAUGUACUCAAGUCAUAUUUUGUCUGUUUAAAAACUUAAAUGCAUCUGAACACUUUGUAAAUCUGGCUUUAGACUUCGUUUACUUUACAUGUUUGGUUUUGAUCAUGUACAGUCAUGUAAAUCGUUUGAUGUUUAAAGAAAUAUCUUGGGCAAUUUUGAAUUCUUCAGUAUUAUUCGAAAACACUUCAGCCAAAUAAAUUACCUUGCAUUGGGAGUAAUAUAUUGUAGUAAUGGCUAACACCAGUUACUUCAUGCCCAGAAAUAACAGGCAUAAUAAUAAGCAUGGUGUUUGGUAUCCAUGAAGUAUGGAUAAGCUUGUGACAAAUUGAUGAAGAUUGCAUAAAGAAUCAUAUUCACGUACUUGUCUUUGUUCGACACCCAAUAGCUGAUAUGCAUGUUUGUGCCAGUGUGUCUUUAAAGGUGCUAUGUCAUAGUUGCAAUAAUGACGGUUCCCGCCAAAAAUAUUUAUAAAUUUUUGCUUUCAAACAAAGUUUAUACCUUAGCCAGGGGUGGAUUAUGGAGGGUUCCCAGAUGCACGGACACCCCUCCCCCGCUAAAAAAAACCCCACCCCACCACGUAGAUCUAAACAUAAUUUACAUAUUGUUUUGGAACCCCCCUUACCUAAAGCAUAAUCUGCCCCUGCUUAGCUAUAUGAGUAUACAAAAUUACAACCAAAUUAUUCCAUUUACUAGUAGCAAAAAAAGAGAGAAGUAUUUUCGGGUGAAUCUUGAGAGUGUCACAUGCAUUAACUAGUGUCGUCACUAUUUUAUGUAUGCACAUUCAUCAUACUAAGUUUUUCUGAUAAUUCAUUGCAGACAAGUUACAAAGAAGGUGACCAUGCUAUAUUUAGCUGCAAAUUAUUGGGGAAAACCCUCUUAUUGUCCUGUACAAGACUUUAAAAAAUUUAUUCUUACACUAUAGAAUUAAUUAUGAAAUGAUUAUGCAUGGGAUUGAUUAAUUUGUAGUUAUUUAUUGCAAAUAAAUGUGAAAACAACAAAACAAUAUACAGUGAAACCUCUCAAAACUGGACCCUCUGGCAACCGGAAUUCCCUCAAAACCAGAUGGUUUUCAUGGUCCCCAUUUAAAUAGCUAUGCAGAAGAGAACCUCUGUAAACCGGAUACAUCUUAAAACCGGAUUUUUAUCUUGGUCCCGAGCAUGUCCGGUUUAAAGGAGUUUCACUGUAGUUUUGAACUUUGACAUAGCACCUUUAAACAUUGAUUCAUUCAUUGAUCGAGAUUCUCAACAGUAGUCAGGGCAAAAUACAGUUUAACCCCCAAAAAAUUGCUACAAAAGAUUUUUCAAUUGAUUCUGUUAGGUUUUAGUGUACUUUUUAACAUACUAAAAGUUUACCAAAAUCGGAGCACCGGAAAAGUGUUUUUUUCAAGAUGGCGUCCAAGAUGGCUGCCAAAACCUCCGAAUGGCCAUAAGUCUGUAACUAUCAACACAAUUUUGUUGAUCUUGGUGUCUAUCCCUAGGUUUUCGAGGGCAAGGAACACAUUGAGACCAUAAAGAAUGACACUGGACCCCAGAGAUUUUGGUAAACUUUUAGUAUGUUAAAAAGUACACUAAAACCUAACAGAAUCAAUUGAAAAACCUUUUGUAGCAAUUUUUGGGGGGUCGAGGGGGUAUUUUCCAUAUAUUGACUAGUCUACAAGCACAAUGAGGACGAGUGUUGUACUGUUCCUUUUAUAACAGUAACUGUUCUUUGUAUACAUAUUCCAAUUUACCAGGUAUAUCCACAUUUAAAACCAGAGGCAGAUCUAAAAGGGCCCAGGGGCCUGGACCCCCCCCUAAAUUUUGCAAUAGUUAUAAUUUUAUUAUAUAUUAAUUUUCAUUUUUCUUACGAUCCCUCUCCAAAGUUCCCUUGGCAUUGCACCUAAAUGGAUUUUCUGGAUCCGCCACUGAAAACCUCGACUGUUGCGAACUUUGUAAUGUCAAUAAUAUCUAGGGUUAUAAGUGUAUGAUUCUACCCUCAAAAUUAGUUGUAAUCCAUGUAAAAAUGCGUAGUGUUUUGUUUGCAACUAUAUAUAUAAGCAGUUUGGCAGUAAUGCUAAUAUGAAUAAAUUUUAAAUCCAGAUUAAAGCAUUUUCGUUUAAUUUGGGCAAAAACCAGCCUGCCCCCUACAAAAACUAGAGCUUGUAUGCCUAUGUCUAGGGUUUAAGCUGGACACCAAAUAUUUAUAGUAAUGUGGUGAAUUUGAUCAGGAAAUAUAUAGCCAAAUUCAAACAUUUAACUGACAGAACAACACACAGUUUUCCACGCAGUUUUCGAAAUAGCUUUUCGGCGAAUUGGUAAUUUCAUAGUUUUACAAUGUAUAUUCACCAAAAUCGGCUUAAAAUCGCAUUUGACAAUUUGACGAACAGCAGUUUAAACUUUUGACUUCAUAAAUUGUGGUUGCUUCUAACAGGACAUGACUGAAUGUUUGCAGUUGUAAAGCGUCCGAAAACAAAAUGCUGGACUCUGUACACAAAUAAAAGAUUUUGUCAAAAUUUUUAUCAAGUACCAUUCUCAAGUUUCUCGACCUGGUAACCUGAAUGUCCAUUGUAUCUAGACUUAUUUGAUGCCUGCAAUAAUUUAUGUUUUAUUUUUAAAUUAUAGUUACAUGCAGAUCUUAAAAUAAUUGAUAAUAAAAUUGCUCAUUUAUUGAAUAUAUUUUAUGGUUGGGAAACAUUUUUAAUGGAUUUUUUAAAUCCAUAAAAUGUUCAGCUAUUGUUGAUCAAAGAAAACUUAAUGGAUCCGACACAAAUGUGUUGAUUGGAAAGAUAGCAGAAAUUAUUGGCUUUUUAAAAUAUUUUGGCAGACCACUCCCUUACCUAACCCCCAAAAAAAGAUAAGAAAAAAAAAGACAUCACCAGUGAUUAUUCGAGUACUAGUAAUCAAGUUUAUUAUAAAAAUUGUUUCUGAUAAUAUGAAUUACUGUAUGUAUAUAAAUUUGCAUGGCACAUUUUCAUUUAAUCCUAGAAAUCCUUGUAGUAUUUCUGAAGUGUUUAUAAACAGAAAGGCACGUUUUGAUUAGUAGCAUCUGUGAUAUUAAGUUAUUCAGGAAAAUAUAAUAUGCCACCAUCAAAUUAUGAUAUUAUUUAGAUGUUAUUUGUGAUAGAAGUUUACAAAUUACAUAUAUCUGUGGAAUGAAACAUUUUUGUAUUAAAUUUGUAUUAGGCA